Molecule: messenger RNA, 339 nt
Organism: Pyricularia pennisetigena
Lineage: Eukaryota; Fungi; Ascomycota; Sordariomycetes; Magnaporthales; Pyriculariaceae
Exons: 4
Coding region: 1-339 (112 amino acids)
Source: RefSeq, a predicted model, not a curated record
AUGUCUCAAUACCCUCCUCAGCAGCAGAUGCCUUACGGCUCACCGCCGCCUCCGGCUGGCUAUCCUCAGGGACAGCCUCCCCAGCAGGGAGGAUACUACCCUCCUCCCCAGCCCAUGGGCUACUACCCUCCCCAACAGCAGGCUCCCCCGCCACAGGAAGAGAAGAAGGACCGUGGCUGUCUCUACGGAUGGAGAGUAAUCUGGAAGUCGGCCGUCUACUCUCGCCAGGCUGAAGGGGAGCGGAUGAUAUCCGGAGCAUCAAAGGAGGAGCUCGACAUAACAACACGACAGGCGACGCGCGGUUCGCCCAAGACAAUUUCCUUUACGUACUGCUUUUAA